Plasmodium knowlesi strain H is the source of this 19485-nucleotide messenger RNA. Its product is annotated as conserved protein, unknown function. The coding region runs from base 1 to 19485 and encodes 6494 amino acids. Gene Ontology annotation, cellular component: nucleus; cytoplasm. NCBI's taxonomy places the organism in Eukaryota, Apicomplexa, Aconoidasida, Haemosporida, Plasmodiidae. The record is from RefSeq and is a predicted model, not a curated record. Gene Ontology annotation, biological process: protein deubiquitination involved in ubiquitin-dependent protein catabolic process. Gene Ontology annotation, molecular function: K63-linked polyubiquitin modification-dependent protein binding; cysteine-type deubiquitinase activity. The transcript is spliced from 2 exons.
AUGAGUAACUACAUAUGGAACAACACCUACUCGCUCGAAUUUUUGAGCGAAGAUUUUUAUGAUCUGAACAUCAGCACAAAGGACAACGUGUACGAAGUUGUGAGGAGAAGGAAAGAUGACAACGAAGUAGAGAGCCUUAGUAUUAAUAUAAGCAACCACAUAUGUAUGUUCGUGCAAUUGUUAGAUAACUUGUUGGGGAAAAUCAGUUACAAUAACAGCACAAUAAAUGACACAUUAAAUUAUAAAAAACUGUCGGAUAUUUUUCACUUUGUAAAAAAUCAACUAUAUAAUUGCGAUUAUAGCUUGUUCUUGAGGAUUUAUUCUAUCUACCAUACGUAUAAUCAUAGGAAAAAUGGGUACCUGGAUGUGAAUAAUCUGUACACAUUUAUUUUGGACAUAAUAAACAAGAUUGAAAAUUUGAAUGAUAAUAAUUUUUUGAUUCUUCCGGGAGGGUUUUAUUUACAAAAGGAAAAAAUGCUAAUUAAAAUUCUCUAUAUAAUUCAUAAACAAAAUAAUAUGUACAGUUUCACAGUUCUAAAUAAUUCUAUCUAUGGCAUUCAGUAUCAUCCUUUCAAGAUUGAUCAAGUGGAUAACUUGGGUGUUCUCCUAAGGGACGUAACUCUCUGUAUAAAAAAUAUUAGCAAAAAUUUCCUCACGAAUUCUUUAUUUUGGCUGUGUCUGUACCGACUUUAUAUUUUUCCCAAUCCGGACAACGUGGACAUUUUGUAUCAGGUGUUGCUACCAUAUUUGAACAACUCCUUUUUGACAAACAACUGGAAUUUGAAGAAUAAUAAAACGGUCCGAGUAUCCCACAUGGGGGGGAGCGAUGUGGGGCAUGUUAGCAGUAGCGGUGUCGACACCUUAAAUGUUAACCCCUACGGAGACGCCUUGGGCCGGACGGGGAAUUCCCCCAAUUCUCAGAAUCUCCUGAGCGGUACGUAUAACUAUGGAAACAAUUUGAGCUAUCGGAGUAUGAAUCACACGGGGGGAAAUUUCAGAGGUUAUGAGCAAGCGACAAAAUUUAACGACCCAAGUCAAGUGCCCAAGUUAAUCAACUUGGACCAUGUGGGAAGUGGCUCAGGGGAUUUGCAAAGCGGAAAUAAAUUUAAGACAUAUGAAAAUAGCCCCCCUCAGAAAUCAGACUAUUUCAGUGCCUUCGAUUUUAUCGAUAAUGUGAGUCGGCGGGAGGAGGAAAAACAUAUAUACGUCGGUGGCGGAAUGGGAAACGAAAAGUCGGCAAACCAAAGUGAGAAAUACGGAGGCAUAUACGUAAACAUUUACAAAAAUAAAUUCACCUCCUUCUCCAUGAGCUUAUACUAUUGUAUAAUUUACAUUCUGAAAGUUUUGAAUAUACCAGAGGAAGACGUCGAGGUGUUUAAAAUCUUUCUGUACUAUAGCAUCGUCUUGAAAUUAUGUGACGAUUUGUUUGUAUAUGAGAGUGCAGAGAAGAAUCGCCUCGAUGGUUCCAACGCGAAAUUCAUGGGUACAGGAAAAGAGAACAUCUUCUCCAAUAGAAGUGACAAAAAGGAGGAAGCCUCUUUUUUUGGGAAUAACAUGUCAUCUUACCCAGGUGAUGGCAUUUCCUCUACAAUGGACAUUAACCACUUGAGUGGUAACUAUGAGCGCGGUGGAGACGGACAACACAUGUACCUUCAAAAUGACGGCAACAUGCCGAAAAGCAACAUCUACGGGAAAAUCGAAAUUAAAAAGGACCCAAACAAAAUAGAUUCAACAUUUUUCGUCUUCCUAGACAUGAGCAUCAGAAAAUUGUGCAUCCUCUUUCACCAAUACUUCUGCAAAAUGAAAAUGGGCAUAUACGAUAAAAAUAAAAUGAUAAAAAAUGAGAUUCUUAAUGAAAUUUUGAAGAAGGUGUUAUUUGUAAAAUAUAUGUACACCAAGGUGGAGUCUCGCUUUUAUGCAGAUGUAACGAUAACAGGAGGCGGAGAAAUAAUGAAAGGUAAGGAUUACAAAAAUAGUAUUAAAUUCCCUAUGGAAAUACUAUUACAGGAACAUAUGUACAAGAAUUACCGAAAAAUAGAAAUAAAAAAGGAUGUGAAUAUUCCCAUUUCUUUUUACAUUUCGAGGAGAACUAUUCACACUUUAGACGAUCUCUACGUUAUUCUUUACCAGACUAAUAUUAUAACAAAUAUAUUAAUUAAUCAGAAGAACUAUAUUAAGCAUUGCUACUUGUUGGCCUUUUCAUUCCUUUCGCAUGUGCUCAACAAUAUUUUACCAUCCCCGAAGCAUUUUAUUUAUUUAUCUCAAUUUCAGAAACUGAAGAGAUCACUCCAGAUUAGUCUCUUCCAGGAAAUAUACCACAUGCACAACAAUAUUUAUUUUAUAUCCAGUUCGAUUGUCCAGAAUAAGCAAAUCGUCAUGUAUAAGAUUGUUAACUCUUCCAUGCUUUUGUUUUUGUACGACUUUCUAUUGCGCAUUCCUUGUGUGGAUGUAUGCUCCCCGUUUGCAGUGCAUUAUAAUGGAUUCUCCACUGGCAGGGGGAGUUAUUUGGUUCAUCCCCGGGGGGGAAUAGACGUUGGGAGCAGUGAGAGCGAGAGUGCAGAGCGAAGAGGAGGACGUAGAAACGGUGGAAGUCACUACCAAAUGAUAAAGCAGUUUUCCAGAAACGUGGCGGACAAUGACAGCUACUCCUCGCUGGACGAAUGCGCACAUGCAGAUAGCGGGGCGGGAAUUCAAUUGUCUGGGUACUGCAUAGACAUAUCAGUGUUGGAAUGUUUUAGCAACUACUUUCUCAUAAUAAAUCCAAAGUUAAACAUAAUGAGGUCAGAUAUAAUAGAAUAUUUUUACAAAAUUAAUGAAAAGAAAAUUAACAAAAAUAGUGAGCUCUUUUUAUUCGAGAAAAGUAACGACAUAAACACGAGUGAAAUAGAAAUUCUGGAGAAUAUCAGUUUAGACUUAGGGUUAGAUAGGAAGAAAAAUCAUAUCAUAGAAUAUUAUUGUGGACAAAAUAUCCUGUUCAAACAGCUAAUACCAGAAUUUUACCAUCUUAGAGAUAUGCUUUUCCUUUUCAAGUCCUAUAUGUGUCCCUAUAUUGACAAAUUACCACCUGUGCGGGUUUACAAGUACGACGAUAUAAAUUUAAAAUUUAGUUACAAGAACAAGUUACAUGUGAGUGUUUUUAAUCGUGAAAUUGAUAUAUGUGGAUAUAUGUGUCCUCCUAAGGAUACGAAAUUGAAUUUUUUUUCCUUCCUCUACCAGUUUAUGCAAUCCCAAGAGAGUAAGAAAGACAACUGUAUUUUAACCUAUUCCAAUCCUAAUAUGUAUACCAGUACAUAUAUAGAAAAUGAGUUGGACGUUUUAUACGUUAACGAUUUGCCCUUCUUUCACCCCUCGUUGAAUCUGCGAGAUGUUGAAAUUCUGUUACAAUAUUUGACUGUCCCAUAUAUUCGAAUUCCCCUAAUUCUGGAAUUUUUUUGUGAUAAAAACAGAAUUAAGAGUUUCCAAUCAUUUGAUAUCCAGCAACUACUUCUCUGCACCUUAUUCGAACCUUACAUUUUUAAAAAUAAGUAUAAAGUUACGGAGGAAGAUAAUUACAUCCCUACUAAGGAUAGGAACAUCUUCGCCACGAAAUAUGGGCUCCUCCUGAACGAACUGAUUAUGAGUCCCAAAAAUGUCCUUUGCAGUAUUUACUCCUAUUUGGAAUUCUUCUUCAGUUUUGAUAAGGAGAACAGCAGUAGCGGAAAACUCAUCAUGGUGUUUAUUGUUAUGUUAUGCACUUAUGUUAAUUCGUACAUAGGAUUGUUAGUCGAGACAAAUAGGGAAAUACGGAGAAACUUGCGAAACAUUGAAAAUAUUAUCUCAAAGGAGGGACUCGUACAUGGAGGGAAGCGCACUGAGGGGGAGGUGGCCCCAGGUGCAGAGAAACACAAAUCGGGUGAGACAGGGAGGGCAAAACGAAAUAGAAGGAGGAAAAAAAGAAAACUUCACUUUUUUAAUAAGCUCAGGAAAAAAUUGAUUAAAAAUGAAUUAUAUUGCUCCGAUGAUGUUUUUUCCAAUUUGGACACAUACUACAGGAAGAUAAAGAGAAAACUAGAGGACGAGGUCAUUGACGUUUUGUUAAAGUAUGCCAGAUUGUGCAUCCAGAAGAAUGACAUAACCACAUGCUGCAUUUACCACGGGUGCAUUUUGCUAAUUUAUAAGGAUAUCAAAUUUAGGGAGUUGAACCGAAACAAUGUGAAAAAUUUAUUGUCUUCCAUUUUUUUCAUUUUAACAUAUUAUACUUUCAACGCGGAAACCAACUACGCCGAUUUGAAGAAUAUUUAUGGGUUGGGUUCCCUUUUUGUUAAUACAACUGACAGCUUGAGCGGAGGAGGGAUGGAAUUCUCCCACGUAGGUAGGAACAAGGACAAGGGUAUUGCCAAUCCAAUGGAAUUCGCUGGUUCUGAUGGAGACCCCUCAAGUGAUAGCUUUUCCCUACUCAUUAAGACGUUCUCCCUUUGCGAAUGCGACAUUUUUAUUUCUAUACAUAGGCAUAGAAAUAUGCUGUUGAAAUAUUUGGAAAGAAACGAAAUGGAGCGGAACAUCAUUUUCGAGCAUACUAUCCAUGUCUGUGCGUGUGUUCACGAGAAUAACAAAAACGAAUACACCAGUGGUGGGAGACUCAAUCGAUAUAACUCAAAUAUUUUUUUGAAUUUUCGCGCGAAUGAAAAUAUUAUAAGGAAAUGGAUGCCCGCGCAUAAGUUCAAGCACGUGGGAAUUUAUACCAUAGAAAAUGUGAAACAUGGUAGGGGAAACCGGGGGGAGGACGAAGAGAAGGGGGAGGUAUGGCAAGGGAAAGGUAGACGACACGGAGGAAAAAUGGCCACCUCGAAUUAUUUCUUCACUUCCUCUGAUUCUUCCAGUUCGCUUGCUAUAACCAGUUCGUCCUGUUCGGCUGAUUUGUCUGGUUCAUCCAUUAGUUACAACUCCUCCAUGUCAUCAUACGACGAUGAUUUUUCAUCCACGGAGGAGGACGAAUCGGAUGAGUGCGAAAAAGCGGGGGAGGUGGCGAACGGAUCGGUGCAGAAGAGCCAGCAGGGAGAUGCCGCCGCGUCCAUGGAGAGGGAAGCGGAGUCACUCCCCUUUGAUGAAAUUGCAAAUCGUAAACAGGACGGAGAGGAUAAAAAUGGAGGCCUCUCUGGGGAAAAAGGGAAAAUAGGUACGGAUCAGCAAAAUCGUGCCAAGUCCAGAAGGAAGACAAGAAAGGAACCGAAUGAAAAGGAGGAAGUGGACAAGGAGGCAGAAAAGAUAAACCAAUUGAAGAGGAAGAAGCGAAAAAAAAAGAAGAAACAAAAAAAGCAAAUAAAGAUGAUGCAAAGAAGGAGAAGGGAUUUUUUGGACAAUCAGGACGAUGAAAGUUACAAAGAUGGAACCAUCAGGAAUCCCUUACACGACACGGAGUCAUUGCCAUCCAACUCGAUAAACCCCAUCCUAAACCUCCCCUCUUUUUUAAAAAUCACCAAUAGAAACAUCACUGCCAGUAGCGAGAAGAGGAAGUUAAGGAUGCAAAGAGCCAGAGCCAGGGCAAAGGCCAAGAGGGACAGUAUCCUCAGCAAUAAUAAGUACAUUUCCUAUAUAAAAAAAAUAGUAAAGGAAAAAAACAUUCUGAUAAAUCUACAGCUAUUCACCUUCUCCUACAAGGAUAAUAAUAUCAUUACGCUGAACGAUAAUAUUAAGAAGUUUAAAAAUUACAGAGACGUCUUCUUCAACAAUAAAAAUACAUACCUGAGGAAUGAGAAGAGAAAAAGGGCACACCACAGCAGUAGAAUAAAAAAAAAAAAUGUGAAGGUAUUAAUUACGCAAUCUUAUCAAAAUUUCUGCUCCUUUAACAUUAUAGGGAAGAAACAUAAUUUAGAAGUGUGGAAAAUUUCCAACAAAAUAAACUUAAAAAAUUUAAUGAAGUACAAAUAUGAUAAAUCCAAAAUAUUUUACAUCAAAAGUGGUAGCCUAUUGAGCGGCAUGAAAUUUAGCCCGACGAAGACGGGGCAGGUGAGUAGCGAAAAUGCAUCUGGUGAUAAUCUCAAUAUGACUUGUUUUUACAACUUUCUGUCGAGCGAAGUCAAGACGGGUGUUCUGUACGAGCAGGAGAAUAACGAUAUGUACGUACGAAUUAUUUGGAAAUUUAAAAAAAGUGACAUGUGUAGACCAAAUGGAGAUAAUAAUACUAAGGGCAUCCGAAUCAGUGCAGAAGAUGUGAAGGGUAAAGACAACAACGCCCUAGGGGGAUCGGAUGAUUAUGGAGCGAGAAAGGAUAAGGAACUUUUAGAACUGAAGUCUUUUAAUAUAAAUUAUGAGACACAGAACAUUGAGGGUUUGUUCAAUUUUAAAUACGAGGAGAACCAAUAUGAUAGCAGCUUGAUCAACACAACGGAGGAAUCCUCCUUUAGUGAUGACACCAGGAUUGUUUCGAAUGGGUACGACCUGGAAGGUCACCCCGGGGGGGACAAUGGGGAGAAGGCGUCCACGAGGUUGAUGCCUAGUAGUACUAGUAGCAGCGACGCAAGUAGCGGGAGGAGCAGCGGAGGAAGUAGCUUGGCAGGAGGAGACCUCGCCAUAUUGGGUGCGGGAAAUGAGCCUAACGGGCGCACUAAAGGAAGAUCGAACAAAGAAGGGAAAAAGGGAAAUUACAAGGAAUCCGCGGGGGGUAAUUUAAUAAAAAGCGGUGUCACCAAUUUGGAGGGAAAAAAGGAGAAUAAAAAAAAAAACGAGAGCCAUGUUGAUAAAGAAGCAAAAGAGGAGGAAGAACAUGGACUUCGAGAAAUAAUUUAUAGGAAAGACAUGAACUGCAUCUACAUUUACAACAUCUAUUUUAAACUGAAUCGCUUUGUGAAGAAGCUGUAUUACUGUAGUGACGUUAAGAAGGUGUACUUCUCAACGAGCAUAAACAGAUGCAAGAAUUUGUUUUACAAUUUUGAAAAUAACAAUGUGCGUCUUUGUUACUAUAACAGUAAGGAGACGUAUGAUAAAUACAGCGUGAGCAUAUCGAGAAAUUUGUACAACAACAUCCAGGUGCAAACGUAUUUGAACCCAGUGCACUUGUCCACAUUCGUCCCUAACAUUUUGUUGCAGUAUUACAAUUUCUGGUACAAUUCGGAUGGAAGUAUUAUUGGGGAGAUAAAAAGUUUAAAGAAGAAUCGGAAGAACAGAAAUUCUAUUAUCUAUAUUAGGUUAUUCGAGGGAGGAAGGGGUGAAGGCCUCGUUUCCAGCGAGGAGGCGAGCAAAAAGAGCAAAUGCCUUAAUUUUGUAAAGAAAGGAUUACACAUACAGGGUGAAGAGAGCAAGCAUAUACUUAGUACGCAUCAUUACGGGGUUGUGCAGAAAUUACAAAUUUUUAAUUCACCUAAGGAUUCAAAUAGAAUCACGUCCUUGAGAGUAAACAAUGAUUACAGGGCCAUGACUCUCAUUAAUAUCCUAAGUUAUGAAAAUAACGAGGUGUAUAGAGAUUUUUACAACUUAUUAAUGAAAUUCGAUCAUAUUACCUAUAUACUAAUUUAUACGUUAAGUGUUCCUUCCCUUUUUGGAGGUACCUCCGAACAUGUGGAUGUAAGCAGCAUGCCCAUAACUGUCGACUUGAUUGAAAUACCACGGUUAAACUUGACACUGCGUAGGAACAAUGUGGACCUAAGGAUGGGCGUGAGUGAAAAGGAUGACCCAAGUGAAAACCAAGGUGUUUUAUCUAGCACGGCGACGAAAAAGGAUUCAUAUAAGUACCACUUCGAAGAACUGAACAUGCAUUUAUAUACGGGAAAUCUCCAAAAGUAUAACUACAUAUACAACGUAAUAAAAAAGAUGAAUAACACGGUUCUACUGCAGAAUAGCAAAAGUGAUUUUUUCUUUCUUGUGUCUCUACUGAAUAAGCCAUUUUUUCUGAACAUUGCAAAUUUGUAUAAAGAAUUUAACAAGAAAAAUAUCCACUUGUGUACCCUCCUGGAGAAACAUAUAAAUAUUUUGCUAAAAAAUCACAUGUAUGUAACUAUUUAUUAUCAUAAUUUUAAUAUAAAUAUGAAUGUGAAUAAAAACGUAGAUGUGUUGAAUGAAAAUGCGGAAACGAACACAGCGUCCAGUCUGCAGUAUAUAGUUCUGUCCAUCCAUAGUUCGAAGCUCUUUAUCAAUUUUAGAAAUAUUUACAGUUGCUUCUUUUUUAUCGUGUAUAAGUAUAUACAGAAGGAACAUGAAGAAGUGGUCGAGUAUUGCAACAACUUGAGCGUGUGCAAAGAUGACAUUAAGGAGAUAAAAUAUUUGUUAAACAUUUUAAACUACUGUGAUAGUAGCAUAUUUUCCGAUGUAGACUCGUGUGCAUGCAGAUUGAAAAUAUUUAUCACGCUGUCUAAGCAGAUAAAAAUUAUUCUGCGGAAGAAGAGGCAUCGAAUGGGCACCAGAAAAGACAUGUGGAACAUGGAUCAGUACUACAACAUUUUCCACUAUGUUAAAUCUCUUUGGAAUUUUGACAAAUCAGGACCGAAUGAUAAUAACUCUUCCAGUGGGAAUGAGGGAUAUAACAGUGGGUUUGAUGCUAAUCAUUAUACCACCAGUAGAGGUGCCAACAGAAGAGGAAGUAAAAGUGGAAAUGGCGCUUUACAAGGAAGGGACACCAAAAAUGGAAGGAGAAAAAAUCAAGUGAAUGAUACAAUGAAUAAGAGUGAAGACAGUUCAAGUGUAUACGGUGCAUCAGAGAACUCGUCCUCUUACGACAGUAACUACGUGUCAUCUGAAAAGGAAAACAAAAAGAAGGAAUUAAAUGCACAAGAAAAAAUCAUCGAUGGGGACGAUGAUGAUUUGAAUGGAAAAAAGAAAAAUAUCAAGAAGAAAACUGAUUUUAAUAAAAAAAAAAGUGUAACAGGAAGGCGCGGAGAAAGUCAACAGCAUAGUGGCCAAAAAAACGAUCAACAUAAAAGCAAUAAUGCACCAUAUGAAGAAAACCAAAAUAUGCAUAUCUACAUAUACUGGGAUAUCAUUAAGGACAUGCAGUUUUAUAUAAACAAUUUGAUUUAUAUUAAAGCCAAAUGCAAACUAACCAUCGAUGAGGAAAUUUUCCUGUACCAAAAUUGUAACAUCAACAUACAUAAAUACAAGCUUAUUUAUAAUAGGUACAUUAUUCUUAAUAGCAUUUUAGAAUCCAAGAUGACAUCAGACAAGUGCAAUCCACUUUUCUUUUACAACAUUUUAAGGAAGAAGCAGCUGGAAAAUCAGGCUAAGAUGAGGAAGUACCAAAUUCAGUACCGGAAGAAAAGCAAAAUUGAUGAACUGCACCCGACGAAGAAGUUGGAGAUGAAUUUGGCCUCUCCGGAGUACAGCUUGACGUAUAAUCAGAAUGGCUACGAUAUGGGAAAGAAGAAAAUACAACCCAGCAUGGAGGGUAAAAGCCAUUUUGAAAACGUAAGGAGCAAUUUCGAAUCGCUCAAAAAUUGUCUAGGUGGGAAGAAGGAAAAACAAACAAAGGAUAACAAUCUAGUCGUCUCAAUUAACGUACCCAAAGUGGAAGCAGUAAAAUACAUUAACAACAUCGAUGAAAAUAUCUUCAUGAACAUAAAUCUGUAUGACAAUAUUGGAAAUAUUAUUAAUAAUAUGAGUUACAAGAAGAUGGAAGAUAAGAACAACGUGGAAGCUCUGAACUACCUGAACAGUUUAAUCAACUCAUUGGGCAUACAGAACUUUUUUAUAAUUUACAAUUACUUUAUUAACAAUUUGAAUGUCAAAAUAAUCAAAGGAGAGAACACCUUCCUCUAUGGAAACCUUCUCUCAAGGUAUCUAUAUUUUUACAAUUAUAAUAUAAGUCAGUAUAGCAAAAUUAUCUACAUAUUUAUAUUUAUUAUUAACCAUCAAGAAAUUGUGAACAUGCUUCCAAAAAUUGACGACCAGAAAAUGAAAAAGAAUUAUUUAAACUUCUUCAAAGCGAAUGACUCUGUUUUUAACUUCUUUAAUGAUAUUUUUAAAUUUGUUCAGAAUUUCCAAAAGGAUAGAAAAAAAAAAAUUAAAAAGAAUAUUCUACCCCUCAUGGUGGACAAUAAUCUGUCUAUAUCCAUUUCCGAUGUAAUUAAGUAUCGACUCAUUAUUAACAUAAACGUCGACGAUUACAUGUGUGAGAAGAGAGUCAUCCAACCCUUUGAUGUUAAGCCAAAUGUGCACGUCAGUUCCGAUCUCCUCAACGAGUUAUGUUUUAGCCCCUUUAAGAAGCUGUACAAGUACCUGCGCAGGGUGAAGCGAACUGAAGAGCCCACAAUCCAUGCGAUAGAGGCACCCUCCCAAGUGGUUAGCGACCGAAGAGAAGUAGACCCAAGAUGGGACAUGUCCCCACUUCUAAAGCAACCUAAGCACCUCACAACCGAUAGGAAAAAUAUGCUAAAUUUUGACUUCGAAGAGAGUAACAUAUCGUGCCAAAACACAUAUUCGAAGAAUUUUAUCCAGAAUAUGAAAAAUGACUAUAACGCCUAUCUGGACUAUCAGCGGAAAAAGGUCGAAUAUGAAUUCGUCGGGUUCAGCGCUGAGGAAAUUAAAAUGACAUUCAAUAAUAUUAAAAAACUGAAGGAGUACGUAAACAUGUUCGUUAGCAUUAAGGAUAUUUUGCUGGAGAUUUUCGUGGGGGACAAUAAACUGCUGGAGUGCAUUAAUGAGUUCAUCGAGGGGGCUGAUGAGGAUAUCAUCGGCAGUGGCAGUCACAGCGAUGACGAUGAUAGUGACAACGACACUGGUAAUGGCAACGGGAGGGACGGCGGGAUGACCGCAGAUAAGGAAGCCUUCUCCGAAGAGAAUACUCCCUGGAAUGAAGACCUCGUAGAUAUAGACCUACACAAUGAGCAAGACCAAGCUAACAAUCGCAAAAAGGGGGCACAAGACAAGCAGGCUACGAGCUAUUUUAUGUAUAAAUUCGGUGUUCUAGGAAAGGCAGAGAAGGAAAUAAAUUUAAAAAUCCUCAUAAGGUGCUUCAUGUCCAAGUACGCCCAUGAAUAUUUAGCCAUGAUAAACCCGAAUCUGAAGAAAAAGAAUGCCAAGAAAUUUAUUAACAUCGUCUUGCUAUAUAUGCUAAUUAUGAAUCGGAAAAUUUUCCUGCACGAGUGCAUAAGUAGCGUAAUAAAUAUUUUGAAUAUCUUCAAGGUGUACAAUUUGAAGUUGAAAAUUUUGAAGCAGAAGGAGAAGAGCGUGCGUGGCAACGACAGUGCAGUCCCUAACGUGGAGAAUGGAACGGACACUUUGCUAAGUAAGCUCCUGAACAGACAGCAGAAAAUCAUAAACAAAGCUAUCAACACAAUUCAGCUGGGAACGAAAAACCUCACGCAACUGACGCUGACUGAGAGGCACUAUUUCACAAUGCGGAACAAAUCUAGCCACAAAAAAAUCGUGCACAAAAAUUUGGAUUACAAUUCGGAUUCUUCCGAUGUGUCCACGUGCUACUUUUCCAGUGACCAGUACGAGGAAGGACAGAGAAAUGACCCUGUAAAGAAAGAAGAAAAUGGAGCAAAGAAAUUCUUGAACAGUUUAGACCGCCAGAUGAUUGAUCCAUUAUUUCUGGGUUUGCACCAGGAUGAACCACACGAGGAUAGAGUGAAAAGCGGUGACAAUGUGAAUAGCGGGGAAAGUACCAAUUGCUACUACACGUACGACCCGAGGCUGCUAAUCUUUGAGUACACGAACAAUUUAAUAAUACGAAAGAAGCAAGUAAAAAUGAUAAAGAAGUUUAAGAGAGAUUUUAUAAAGAAAAAAAAACAGUACUGUUAUCAAAUUAUUAUGGGAGGAGGAAAAACAACUGUGUUAUCACCUCUCUACUUUUUAAUUUUUUCCAACUACUUCUUAGUAUUUAAUAUGUGUCCCCAUCCGUUAAUUCAUUUUACGAUAAAUACAUUCCGAUCGAGAUUUUCCUCCAUCAUAAAGAAGAACAUCUACUACUUCAAUUUCAGUCGAUACGAUAAUAUCACUACCGAUUUGUAUGUAAGUCUGUGUACUGCACUGGAGAACAAAUACAUUUUGGUGACGAGUCCAACCUGCAUCAAGUCCCUGUUCCUUAAAUUGGUGAACACAAUACAGGAGCUAAAUAAUAUGAAAACGUUUGACAUGAUUAAACAGAAGGCGAAAACGCACAUUACCGAUGCCCUGACGAAAUUUCUAGGGUUUCAAAAUGAUGAGAAUUCAUUUAAUGCGGGUAAUUCCAGUGGACUCAAAAAAGCAAGCACGAGUAUAUCUGGUCAUGCGUCGAAGUCUGCACAACCACCCACGACAAGUGAUUACAAUAUGCUAAAAAAACAGCUCGAUUUGUCUGUUAGAAUAUUUGAUAUAUUAAAUAAGAGUAUUUUACUGAUUGACGAAAUUGAUAACGUUUUGCAUCCCUUGAAGAGUGAGCUACACUGGCCUUAUGGCACAAACAGAGAGAUUGAUCUGGUCAAUGUGGUGAGAAAUUUUACUGAUGUGUUCAUGAACAACCCUUACUUGAAAUUUCUGUACGAUAAUAAAAACGACGAUGUGGAUAUUAGGAGCGUCAAAAUUGCCGUAGCAAAUCGGAGAGAAGUUAGUGCCAAUUUGUUGAAUCAUAUUAGACAGCUUCGGGAGGAGGAGCAAGCCCAGAGACAGUUACAGAGGCAAUUGCAGUUUGAGGGAGGUAACGAUGAAGAUGAUGAUGUGAGGAAGGUAGCCCAACAUAUCAAUUAUGGAGGUACGGGAGGUAGCAAUUCUUACCAUGUAGACCAUCCCCGCACUGACAACAGAAUGAGACUCAAAAAUGGAGCCAUCAACAAUUUUAACAACUCCUUAUCAACGCAUCUGUAUAGAAAAGAGGAUGCUGGUGAUUAUGGGGGAGUUCAUGGUAACAUGGCAGAUGUUGCCAUAUCGGGGAGUGGACUUGGCUUAGUAAUGAAUGAAACAAACAGAUAUGGAUCUGUGAAGAUGCCAAAUAGUGCAGAAACGGGCACAUCAUAUACGUACAUUGAUUUGAGCUUAUUCAGAUAUAAGCUAAGUUGGGUUCUGAUAGAUUUUUUUUUCUACCCUGUGUAUAAGAAGCUCACUAUCCCCAUGAAUAUCCACUUCAAUACAAACACAGAAUAUAUAGAGGAUCUUCUAAACACGUUUAGCAAAGAAAUCGAAAAAGGAAUAAGAAAUCACGACAUUUCAUUGAUCCCACAUUUCCACAUAAUAAAUUUUAAAUGGUAUGAUAAUAUAAUCUGGAUCAUUGCUCGCUAUGUAUAUUACUUUUUACUAUGCUAUAAGAUAAGUGGCGUGUCUCAAAAGGUGAUUGAAUCCUACUUAUGCAUCCCUUUGUGCAUUGGCUACAAUGACAUUAACGUGAAGAAUAGGUGCAAAGAUAACAACUUUAGUAGCUCCACCAUAAGGAGAUUAUUAAAUAUAAAGAAAUUUUCUAACAAGAAUUAUUCUACCGAUGCGAGUAAUCUGAGGAAUGAAGAUAUGCAUGUCCUAUCAAGUGAUUACCAUUUUAAAAUCUUUGAAAAGAUAAAUACGCUGGAUUAUAUUUUGUGUAAAAUUUUAAAUCUUUGUCGACUUUACAUCAAUGGAAUUUUGCCAUUCGUUUUUUCUAAAGUGAAUACGGUACAUUAUGGAAUCCUUUCCGCGGAGCAGAUUAAUAGGUGCCAAAUGAUCAUGAGCAAGAGUAGAUACUUCCUGGCCGUUCCGUACAUUGGGAAAGACACUCCCUCUGAAAUGUCUGAAUUUACAAAUGUUGAUGUGGUAGUUUCGCUAACAAUUUUAUCCUAUCGGUACCAAGGCAUGAGGUACUUUGACUUCAUCCUGAGCAUGAAGAAUAUUUUGUACAACUAUUCUCUGGAGAAGGAUUACGAGCAUGUGCAGAGCGAGUCCUCCGAGGGGAGUGUCACUGACGGGGAAAGCAGCAGUGUUGUGCUCAGCGAUAGCCAUGAGGGAAAGAACAGUGAUGAGGGAGGUACCAGCGACGAGCGAAGCGCCAGUGAUGAUGUUCUUGCGGAGAAGACAGACGGGUACGGCAACUCUAGUGGGGACCAAGCAGGUGAUGGAAGUUCUUCUAAAAGGAGCAGCUUGAUGGAUACGGAUAAGUCUUCCAACGGGGAGAUGUCCACCGACAAAUGGAGUGGGAAAAAAUCGAAAGAGAAAGCGCGAAAAUCGCACAAAGGACUAGUGAAGGAGAAGCGAACAGGUGAACAAAUGAACAUAAACGCUAAAAAAACAGGUGAAGAGAUCAAAAGAAGCACAAAACAAACGAAGAGAGAGUUAAAAAACAUGUACGAUUUGUACAGAGAAGUGAUCGAAACGAGUGGAGCAAAAAUAAGGAAAACGAAAAAGGAUAUUAACAACACGAAUUUUUUCAUAUAUGACAACAAUAUCAACAAGAGAAGAGAACACAGUAAGAGAACCAAGCUAGGAAAAAAUUACGUAGAUAAUAUAGAUAGGAUAGAUUUAGGUGAUAAAGAAAUGUUGUACGAUCUGUACAAUUUAACGAGAAAGAACCCAUUACUAAUUAGUUACUUCCUGUUGGGAAUCAUCCUUAACAAAUAUAUCAAGCAUACAGAGAAGCAGCUUUCAUCGAAUUCCCAAGAUUUGACGAACAAUGUUUUGUUUAAGUAUGUAGUAGGAUAUAGUGGCACAAGCAAUGAUAUACUGCCAGAAGAAAUUCAUAAAUGUAAAUUUGAAAAAAGAACAAUUGGUUCUAUACUUAACAUUAUUAAUGAUCCUAAGAUAGUGAACUUUAUUUUCUUGCCAUCUCAAAUUGCGCCCAUUGAUAUUUUAAGGAGUUUGUCUUUUUCAAAAAUAAAAUUUAAUAGCCUUAUCGAUACAGGGUACCUCAUUAAUAAUAUUUCGCCAAAGAAAGUGGCCUACUACAUUUUGCAAUUCCUGGACUAUAUCGACUGCUGUGUGUACAUCGAUAAUGGCAAGCACAUGUGCAUGUUGCCCCUGGAAAGGAAAAGAAGAGGAAGGAGGAAAAAAAAAAAAAAAAACAGAAAUAAGGUUCUUAUGCAGUGCCAAGAAAAAGGGGAAAACGCCAAGAUACAUAGUGGACCACACACCGGGAAGACAACUCCACGUACGAACGAAACACGCAAGAAUACCAAAUCGACUAUGAAAAGAAGGAGGAAAAAAAAUACAAGUAGUAAUAAACAAAGUGGAAAUAAAAUAGAAAAUAACUUGCACCUGAAUGUGGAAAUUAUUCCUCUGCAAGAUUGUUAUGUUCCAAUUAAGAAACGGUUCAUCUACUUUGAUCACAUCAAUACGUUUGGUCAGGACAUAAAGCAGUACGUGAAUGCGAACAGUUUGGUUACCGUUAAUAUCGGGAAUGACAUUUCUUCUUUCAGCCAAGGAGUUUUUCGCUUGCGAUCAAUUGGCAUGAACCAGAAGAUAUUCUUCCUCAUCCCCAUGUGCCUGGUGAAACUGAUGAACAUAAGCACGAGUCUGUUUAAGGACACUGUUUUGGCGGAGAUCGUGAAGGGGAAAUCAGUAGGGGUACGAAUAGAAGGUGGAGGAGGUCACUCCAAUCACUGUAGCCAAGAACGUGUGAACCCGUCCUCGCACGAUGAGAAGGAAAUGUUGAAGAGGUUCGUCAAACGGAAGAAGCGAGUUAUGCGCGAGUGCAACAAGAACUACAGUGAAGGCAGUCAGACGGAGUCUGAUAACGGCAUCGGGGAGGCGACCAUGAUCUUGAGUAGUAGCAGUGGGGAAAGCGCGUCCAGCAUAGACAGCGUUGGAAACAAUCAAAGUGGACAUGGGAAGAAAUCCUCUUCCAUCGAUGAGAUAAAUAUAAAUGAUCAUGGUAAUGUUCACCAGGUUGACGAUAUUGAUGGCGUACCCUUUGGGGGGUAUGAAGAGAAGGAGGACCCUCGGCAUGUGAUGGACCCGCGGGAAGAAUGCAUGUACAUGAUCGACUGCUACAAUAGUAUUCACUUAGGACAGAAAUCAAAGGAAGAGGUUCUAAAAGAGUUGACGUACUACCUCAUUUUGAACAACAUAAGUAACAACAUAAAGCAAUGUGAGCUUCUCUGUGUGCAUGGCAUAGUUAAUAUUAUAAAGAGGAAGAGUAUCAAGAUGUUGUUAGAUAAUUACAUAAACAUUGGUGUUUUUAAUUAUAGAGAUUAUUUGGAUAUUUUCAACACAAGUAUUGAUUUUGACGUACAGACACAGGUACCCUCCAAGAGCAGCUCAUUACUUUGCAUAGUGCAGCUGAUUGAGAAGUUUCAGAAUAUUUUCACCAAAGAGGAUGAAUUAUUUCUUCAGGAUAUUAUUUAUCGCUACUUUUGCUUACAUUAUGAUAUUUCCAAUAAAACUAUCGUAAUGUAUUUUGACGCCUUUUUUCCUCGAAAGGAUUUCAUGAAGACAAAUUUGCCGCACGUAAUUUUAGAUCUAUUUGAAAAACUCAAGAAGAUUAAGAAAGACCAGUGUGUUUUGUCAUAUAAGAAAAACUUCACCAAGAGGAACACUAGCAAUGAGUACAAUGCGGAGGAUGAUAAUUCGAUUGACAACCACUUAUUCAGUCUAGAAAAUGAACAAGAGAAGGAGAAGGAGAAAGAAAAGGAAAAAGAAAAGGAGAAGGAAAAAGAAAAGGAAAAGGAGAAAGAAAAGGAAAAAGAAAAGGAAGAAGAAAAAAUUACGGAAGAUCAAAAAAAAAAAAACAUAAAAUGUAAGAAAGAUGAAUACAAAUUGUACAGAUGGACCAUGGACGAUAUUAACUCAGAUUUAUUUGGAGCUAAGACAAAAAAAAAAAAGGCAGAUCAAACCAAAGGGGAACAAGCAACUGGUGGUACCAUUUCUUACAUAAAUAAUAAAGUUGUAGAGAAGUUCAAUCGGUUGACGGAAGAUAGCCAUCUGUUCAUCCCUCUGAAUAAACUACCAGUAAAUGAUAUCUACUUGAACUUCCCCUCCUAUGUGUAUGUCUCCAAAAAUUUUACAAAUUUAGACUCAAUCAACACAAAAAAGGGGAAGAAGAUUAUGAAUGUUCUGGUCGUUAUCGAAUGUGUGCACAAUGCAGAAGAACAAGUCACCCACUUGAAUCAACAGAAGCACAACAAUUAUGAUGAAUAUGCAGAAAAGGAAGCUUUGGAAAAUAUCUGGAAUAUUCUAAAGGAAGACAAUAUACAGGAGAUCCUAAAUAUUCUGGACAUCAAUCCUUUUAAAUAUUCUUACGACUUGGCGAAAAUUAUGACAGAUCAUGUGAAACAAAAUGAGUUUGAUGGCAACAGGUUUGCCAGCUUCGUUUCUCUACUAAAUAGAAUGGAACUUUACUUUAGUAAUAAAAACAAAAAGUACAUCAUUGUAAGUUUACAGGAAGCGGAAACGUUGCGUUAUUACAUGCAUAAGAAGUUCAAUAGGCAGAAAGUGGCCAUGGCCCUGUCCGGUAGAUUCUCCUAUUUAACAAAGACAGACAGUUUUUACCUUCUUUCCAAGGGGGAUCCAAAGAAAAAUGCAAAUCUUGUCCUUGAAAGUGGUGCAAACAAUGCGCAAGUAGAGGAGAAGGGUCCCGAUUUAAAUCACAAAAUAGAAAACCUCAUGGAAGAAGAAAUGUUCCAAGAAAAUUUAAUAAGUGACGGAUGGGGACUAAACAACAACCUCUCUAGCAUAGCAUUGGAGGAAAAGGACGAAGGGGGCGAUAUGGAUCACUUUUUUAUGGAGGAGAUUAAGAAAAAGGAGGUAGAAAAGAAUAAAAACGUGAGUGAUACAAACAAUUGGGAGAUUACAGUAUGGGGGGCGGAUAAGGAGGAAGAAAACGUAGAAAUGCUAUCCAUCUAUGAGAAGGAAAAAAUGGAAAUCGACCCAGUAAAGGAAGAAAACUUCUUUUCAGAUGUACACAUAAAUCUGUAUAAUUACCACUUUUGGUUCACGCCCAUCGAAAUUACGGACCGAAAUAAUCUGAGGAAGUAUAUCUCCAGACAAAUACAAAUAGUGUACAGCGUAUGCAAAUUUUUUAACUCGGAUCGAAAAUUUAUUGAUGCACAUGUGAACUUGUUACUGCAGUACUUGAAUUUUAAUGCACCAAAGCACCGAUUUAGCUAUUUCAAUGAUUUAUAUCUGCAAAGGAGAAUAAUGAAGGACAGUCUAACAAAGAGUAAUCUGAAAAUGCCUGAGAAGAAGAGCCUGUUGAUUAAGAAAAAUAUCGAAUUAGAAAUGGUGGAAAAAAAGCUAUUUGAAGGGAAUGGAGAUAUUUAUGCCUUUAAAAUUAUGCAACAAACUGUGAGACAAAGUUUAAAAAAGAAACAAUUAACACUUCAAGAAAUUUUUGACAAGGAUGAUUUAGAUUACAUCUGCAGCAAACAGGAUAUUCGAAUCCUUUUCGACUUUUUAAAUAUCCGGGAUAGCAACUAUGUCAAUGUUUUAUUUGACAUUUUGGGCUCCACCAUUUCUUUGCACGAGCUGUGCUUUACUCUGAACCCUGUGGAAAAUAUGAAAAAAACGGAGUUCCAGAAGGACCUAUAUAUAGAGGAUAAGAAGAGAUAUGCGGAGGAAUUUUUCAGUGAAGCUGAAAAGUACCUUAAGAAUUUUAGGUUUUCCCUUACCGAGCAUACGUAUUUUAAGGUGAUAUGGUCUGGAAGGAUUUCUAGCCAGCGAAUUGUUCAGGAAUCUCUGGAAGGCAGGGAGGGAGGCACAUUUGGCGUGGAGAAAAAGGCCCCGUUCGGCCAAGAGGUUAGCGAAUACGCUCUCGGUGCUUCGUUAGGUGGCGUAUCGUUAGGAGGUGCAUCGUUAGGUGUUGGUGCGAAUAGGAACGCCCCCCCCAGUGAACGAGACCCCAUCCACAAGUCGCCAUCGAACGAUUUGCUAAGCGACAUCUUCGGAUUCAACAGAUCGCAGAGAAACGACGAAGCGGCUAUAUAUGCCGAGCAGAUUAACCAUCCAGUCAAGAACUCGGAGCAAUUUUACAUCUACGAAGCGGAAAAUAUAGACCCUAAGGAUAGAGGAAUGAUGAGUAAAAAUAAGCAUAAAAUUAUUUUUGGCCAUUAUGCAUCCUCCAAGCCAGCGGAUAAUAAUUUUCCCAUAUUGGAAAUGACAGAUAUAUCAAUCAACAGCAUGUAUACAAGUGCAUCUGCCCAAGAAAUUCUUAACCUUCUAUUCCCUUAUCCUAAAAAAUAUUUGUUACUGUGGCAUGAAGAUUAUUCUAUAAAGAGCGUCGAUGAGUGUCUGCACAUAUGGAAGCCAGUCUUAUCAUCUACACACAUGUCCGGCACCACCUUCCUGGGUUUCGUGGCCACCGUUGGCCCUCACCAACCCCCCUUGAACAAGAUCCGGGCUCUACCCAAGUCGCUAGUCAAGGUGGUUCAGAAUAAAAAGUUCGCCACCUUCUACUCGGACAACAGUUUCUCCAUAGAUAAUUCUGGCUUGUUGAACUCGCUCAACGUUCACUUUUUCAACGGCUUGGACUUUAAAAACUACGAAGAAUUCCUUUUCAGGAAUUUCUCCCUUAACAUUGUUGCCAAGGUUAAAAAGAUCAAGUCUGUCAAUGAAGACAUCUUCAACUUAUGGGGCGAAGAGAAGCAGCAGGAACAGGAAGAUGAUGAAGAGACCUCACCGGAGUGGGAAAUAAUUCCGCAGUGCCUUUAG